AUGGAGUUGAAGCGGCAGACUAUGUCGGACUUCGACGCCCGCGCCUCGGGCCUAUUGGCUUCGAAGGCCAGGGCCUAACCGCAGAUAGCACGGCACCGUCUCGAGUGCCCGACUACACCGGACGAGGGCGUCCACGCCUUGCGCCCAUCCUGGGGCCCAGCCCGUCUCCACCACCGCCUCAGCAGGUCAAGAGGUCUCAAGGGCUGCCCGACUACGCUGGGCCUGACCGUCCCCGCCUCCCUCCCUUUCCCGCUCCCCGUCUUGAGUCGGCUCCCGCUGCUGAGCGCAAGACGGGAAGCGUGCUUCCCGACUACACCGGGCCGGGACGCCCACGCCUUGCGCCCAUCCUGGGGCCCAACCCGUCUCCACCACCGCCUCAACAGGUCAAGAGGUCUCAAGGGCUGCCCGACUACGCUGGGCCUGACCGUCCCCGCCUCCCUCCCUUUCCCGCUCCCCGUCUGGAGUCGGCUCCUGCUCCUGAGCGCAAGACGGGAAGCGUCAAGAGGUCUCAAGGGCUGCCCGACUACGCUGGGCCUGACCGUCCCCGCCUCCCUCCCUUUCCCGCUCCCCGUCUUGAGUCGGCUCCUGCUCCUGAGCGCAAGACGGGAAGCGUGCUUCCCGACUACACCGGGGCGGGACGCCCACGCCUUGCGCCCAUCCUGGGGCCCAACCCGUCUCCACCACCGCCUCAACAGGUCAAGAGGUCUCAAGGGCUGCCCGACUACGCUGGGCCUGACCGUCCCCGCCUCCCUCCCUUUCCCGCUCCCCGUCUGGAGUCGGCUCCCGCUGCUGAGCGCAAGACGGGAAGCGCGCUUCCCGAUUACACCGGGCCGGGACGCCCACGCCUUGCGCCCAUCCUCGGGCCCAGCCCGUCUCCACCGCCGCCUCAUCAGGUCGAGACGUCUCAUGGGCUGCCCGACUAUUCUGGGCCUGACCGUCCCCGCCUCCCUCCCUUUCCAGCACCUCGUCUGGAGUCGGCUCCCGCUCCUGAGCGCAAGACGGGAAGCGUGCUUCCCGAUUACACCGGGCCGGGACGCCCACGCCUUGCGCCCAUCCUCGCGCCCAGCCCGUCUCCUCCACCGCCUCAUCAGGACAAGAGGCCUCAUGGGCUGCCCGACUAUUCCGGGCCUAACCGCCCCCGCCUCCCUCCCAUUCGUGGCCAAGAUCCAGACGUGGCAGGCGUCCAGGCACGCCCUGCCCUUCCUGACUAUACUGGACCCGACCGUCCACGCCCUGAACCAAUCAAGAGGUCACCCUCAGUUGCACCGAGGCACCGAGGAUCCCGUUCCAAAGGGCCGGAUCACGUAAUGAUCAAAAACAGGCGUCGGGCAGCUUCACCGUCUGAGUCGGAUGUGUCGGCAGAGGCUUCUCAAGCGAUGGAUCAAGACGGUGAUGCAGAUUCUGACUCUGGUCCCGGGCCGGUCGACGUCGAUGGGGAGGAGGAGUGGUACAAGGUUCGCGCGAUCGAACUCUGCUACAAGAAGAAAACCCGAUGGCGGUUCUGGCUGAGCUGGGAAGGCUGGGAGCCAAAACACAACGUCGAAUUGCCCUGGUCACGCGUCAAGCACUUGACCGCUGUCCCAGUAUACAUGGAUAGCCACAUCGAGUACGUCUACGAGAUGCGGAACCUCAACGACAACUGGGAGUGCAAGAUUCACUGGAAAGAUACGCCUGAGAGUGCCGAUGACUGGGUGCCCAGGGACUUCUUGAAAGACACGGCCGUCUUGAGGGUCUUUCUGGCAACGCAGGGUAUAUAG
Messenger RNA from Fomitopsis serialis, 1757 nucleotides. RefSeq lists its product as uncharacterized. NCBI's taxonomy places the organism in Eukaryota, Fungi, Basidiomycota, Agaricomycetes, Polyporales, Fomitopsidaceae. The record is from RefSeq and is a predicted model, not a curated record. The transcript has 3 exons. The annotation marks the transcript as partial.